AUGAGAGACAGAUAUUUCACUUAUAUUACGGGGGAGUGUUAUGUAGACCUCCCUAAAGAAAUCACAGACACACAUGAGGGUGAAUGUCAUAACUAUUCGCCGGAAAUUCGGUAUCUAUUAUAUUGCUUAUUGUUUUCUGAGAAAUAUCAGCUGAAUCUGAAUGAACAAUCAUGCAGGGAUACAAGAUACAACAUCAGAGACAGAUAUUUCCCUGAUCUUUCUAAUGACAGUUCAGUAGAUCUUCCUGAUGGAAUCACAGAAACACGUGACGGUGUGAUAACGUUUAUAUCAGACGACAUCCGACAUGACGUCAUGUACGCCUUUGUUACGGAGUGUCUGUUGGAGGACAGUGACCUGGAGUUUUUCCUGACCACAGCGUCACGUGACGUGAUCUCAGAAUACUGCCGGUCCUGGGAUUAUGAGAGGAGUGAGGGAGAGAGAUGUUUGUAUAUACCGGAGAGACCAAAGAAGAUGUACGACCUCUUUUUAGACAAACUACAGCUGGACAUCAUCACACACUGUACCGUGUCUGACAAAAGGAUUAAGUUCAAGAUCAGUGAACGUUUGGGAGUCCCUACAGAAGUACUAGAGUGGGACCAGGAGGCCAGAGAGCGGUAUGUGGAGUACGCUAAGACAGGAACACGGACAGUCCACCACGCCCGGGGGAUGAUUGUAGGAUGUGCUGGGGCGGGGAAAACCACGCUACUUAAACGUCUGCUCAGGUGUCGUGAAGAAGAGAUAAUGGAAGUUAAGUCUACUGAGGGAUUGGAGGUGCAUGAGGAAAUAUUUGAAUUAUGUGAUGAAGCAAAGUCUUUGAAAGGUAAUAUAUAA
This is a messenger RNA of Saccostrea cuccullata (small rock oyster), 831 nucleotides long. RefSeq lists its product as uncharacterized. Bases 1 to 831 code for a protein of 276 amino acids. The record is from RefSeq and is a predicted model, not a curated record. The transcript is spliced from 3 exons. Lineage: Eukaryota; Metazoa; Mollusca; Bivalvia; Ostreida; Ostreidae.